Saccostrea echinata is the source of this 3568-nucleotide messenger RNA. RefSeq lists its product as uncharacterized. The record is from RefSeq and is a predicted model, not a curated record. The coding region runs from base 20 to 1819 and encodes 599 amino acids. The transcript is spliced from 15 exons. Lineage: Eukaryota; Metazoa; Mollusca; Bivalvia; Ostreida; Ostreidae.
CGCAUUAUGUCAGACUGUUAUGAUUGUUAGAUUUAUAACGAAGAGACUAUUUGCAUACCCAAAAGCAAAUUUUCUACUUAAGAUGGAGGAUGCCAAAGUUAGAGCUCUAUGUGAUGAAUUUUGGCAAUGGAGAAUGCGUCAAAGUCCUGAGUUUGCCUCAUUCUGUGGAGAUCAGCGAUAUUCUCAUUUAUUGGAUGAUAUCGACCCAGACAACUUCGAGGAAUUUGAGGAAGAUGUUUCCAAACUUUUAGAGAAGGCGGAGGAAAUUCAAGUGAAUCAGUUAUCAAAACGUGCCAGAAAUGCACUUUUACUCGUGAAGGACCAAAUGGACACAUUUGUUGACGGAAUGAAGCAUAAGUGUUGGUAUUUUCCAAUCAACUUUAUGGACGGCUUGCAUGUAGAUGCUCCCAAAGUUAUGAGUACCUGUCCAACGAAAACAGUGGAAGACUUCAGAAAUCUGAAUAAAAGAAUUAGAUGUUAUGAAAAGAAAGCCAGAAGUUGUAUACACCUUCUGAAAGAAGGGGUAGACCAUGGUCAUGUUAACCAUCUAUACUCAAUAGAAGGUGUGCCAGAACAAUUAGAUACCAUGAUUACUGCUGAGCUUACCCCAGAAAAAGAUGUUUUUCUAGCACCUUACAAAAAAUUUCCCGCAUCCAUCGAGCCUUCUAUAAAAGAUGAACUUUUAGCAGAAGCAAAAGAGAUUGUCCAAAAUGUUGUAAGACCAGCAUUUAAAGAACUGGCCGAAUAUAUAGAAAAUGAUUACAUGAAGUACUUGCGUACUGAUAUAUCCAUUUACUCCCUCCCUAAUGGGGAGGAGUUGUAUCAGGAUUGUCUGGAGUUCCAUCUGUCUCUCUCAAUGACCCCCCAACAAGUGUUUGACAUUGGUAAGGUAGAGGUAGAGAGAAUCACACAGGCGAUGCAUAAGAUUACCCAGGAGGAAGGCUUUGGAACAGACAUUAGGAAGUUUAAAGAAGACAUUUCCAAAAGGGAUGAGUUUCAUUGUAAAACCCCUGAAGAGCUCAUAGAUUAUGUCAAGCAUAUAUGUUUUGACCAAAUUCAACCAAAGUUACCACUUUUAUUCAAAGAAUCUCCAAAGUCAAGGCUGAAAAUUGAGCCCACUCCACCUCUGAUGGAUGAUGGUCCUGUGGCAUUCUACUUCAAUGGCUCCCCUGAUGGCAGUAGACCUGGUGUGUACUAUAUCAGUACAUCUAACUUACAAGUAAAUCCAAAAUAUGAACUACCAGCAUUAUGUUUACAUGAAGGAGAACCUGGGCAUCAUUUCCAGGGAAUGAUUUCCAUGGAAAUGAAAGAGCUCCAUGCUUUUAGGAGAGCAAACGAGGACUUGAAUUACGCUUGGGUACCUUCUAGAUUUCCAAUGUAUACUGCAUAUUUAGAGGGUUGGGGACUGUACUGUGAAUACCUAGGAGAGGAACUUGGAUUAUACGAGGAUAACUACACUUUGUUUGGAAGAUACUGUGGAGAGAUUUUGAGAGCUGCUCGUCUUGUAGUUGAUACAGGAAUCCAUGCAUUCGGAUGGACAUUUGAGGAGGCUUUGAAUUACAUGGUAGAAAAAACAUUCUUGGAUGUGAACACUUUGGAGAUUGAGGUUAAAAGAUAUGUUACCUUACCAGGACAAGCGUGUGCAUAUAAGAUAGGUGAAAUCGUAUUAAAACAGCUAAGACAGAAAGCCAGUCUAGCAUUAGGAGACAAAUUUGAUGUCAGGGAAUUCCACUCCGUGGUUCUAAGAUGUGGGUCUGUGCCACUAAAAUUUCUAGCACAAAAAGUUGAUGAAUAUAUCAAAGACACUCUCGAAUCCUAAGAAGCUAUAGGAAAUGGAUGUUUGGAACAUGAUUAUACUUGAACCUUUUCUGUGACAAGAAUAUGUGUACUUUCCUUAUUUAUUUUGCUUUUUCUAUUUGUUUUUGUUAUCUAAAAUUCCAAAUCAACAAUUAUGAAAGUUAUAGAGAACUGUUUAUAUUCAAUUUUAGGGCUUGCGCAGAUUGUCAUAGGUGCAGUAUAGUAAUCACUGUCUGUCCAUCAGCAAUUCUGUCCAUCUAAAUAUUUCCUCUUUUUUUUUUCCCUAACUACUUUUCUAAUUUUUGUCAUAUUAUUUUCUUAUUUGAUAUGUUGGUUGAAAAUUGAUUCUGUAUGUCUUCUGGAAUGAUCCGAUGGGGAGAGGAAGAUUCCUAAACUUAUGAAAGAAUGAAUUGCUAAAGAGAGGUAAUGGUUAAAAAUGUUUCUUUUUAUACUAUAUGAAAGGAUGACAGCUGCAGUAAGUCCCCUGGUAUCAAUUGUUUUGCUUAUUGCAGAAAAUCCAGAGUCUAAUUUUUAUCUUUAUCCCCCCUCCCCCUGUGAUGGGGGUGUCCAUCUGUAUGUAACACUUUGGGUUACCCAACUCUUAAUCUGCAACUCCACUGAAUAAAAUUUAAUGAGAGACUUAUAGAAUCUUUAUUACACAGUGCUAUUGUGCACUUAUUAUUUUACAUUUUGAUGAGACAUAUUUUGGAUUUCUCAUAGCAAAACAUGGGCACAACCAUUCUUUCUACAACAUUGAGGGUACCCAUCUCUUAUCUGCAACUCUCUAAAACCACUGAUUAAAAUUAAAUGAGACUCUCACAGAAUCUUUAUUACAUGGCUCCAUUGUGCACCUAUUUUACAUCUCUGAACAAAAACUGCACACUGCCAUUCUUUGUAUAAUAUUAGAGGGUACCCAUCUCUUAUCCACAACUCCUCCUAUACAACUUACUAAAAUUUAAUGAGACCCUCACAGAAUUUUUAUUACUUUGUCAUAGGGCCAUUGUGCACCUCCGAUUUUACAAUUAGAUUGGACAGAUACAUGUAUUUGGGGUUUCCCAUUGCAAAAAAUGGACUUUCCCAUUAUACUCACAUGGGAACUAGGGGUUUUAUUUUGUGAGUUCAGUGCUUGCAGUUCCUCUUAUUUAAAAUUAAUUAACACCUCUGUCUGCAAGUGAUAUUUGUUUUUAAGUAAAGCCUUGUUGAUGUUUGCAUUCACUGAAGGCUUGCAUUUAAAAAAAAAAAAAUUAAUUUUAAUUUUACAUUCUGUUUAAACACACAAUUGAUUGAACAGAUAUAUACAUGUAAUUCUAAGGAUCCAAUUUUUGAAAAAAAAUUAACUUAAGAUACUCUUUAUACGGUACAUUGCAAACUUAUACAAGGACAAAAUAAAUCUUAAGAGACAGUGAAGUUAGGAUUAAAAAAAAAGUUUUGCCAAUAAGGAAAUAUUCUCUAAUGUCAUCACAUAGCGGUAACAUUCUUUUUCAUUUACAUGUAUUUUAAUUUUUUAAUUUUUUUUCUUUUAGCAAGGCAACAUUAUCUCAUACCUUGAAUCCAACUGUUAGAUAGAUAUUCCUCUGCAGGCCUUUGCUGACUGGUCAGUUAGUUAUUGCUUCAUUCUGAAAUUCUAAAAAGAUUUAAGAUUCCGUUUUUAGUUGUCUUGAAUUGUCAGCAUAUUUAAAAAGAGUUCUGGCUGUUCACUUAAGAGAUACUUUUGUUUUUGUUUUUUUUCACGAAGUGUGCUAAAUGGGAUCAAAUAAAAUUUGAUACAUCA